Molecule: messenger RNA, 435 nt
Organism: Quercus lobata
Lineage: Eukaryota; Viridiplantae; Streptophyta; Magnoliopsida; Fagales; Fagaceae
Exons: 1
Coding region: 1-435 (144 amino acids)
Source: RefSeq, a predicted model, not a curated record
AUGGUUCACAAAGCUGCCUUCUUACGUCAUUUCAUAGGGGGACAGCGUCCAAAAAGGCUGACAGACCAGUUACUCACCAUUAGGCAAGGAGAGAAGGAAACUCUAAGGUCGUACGUAAAACGCUUUACUCAGGAGACUCUAGAAGUGGACGAAGCCGAUGACAAGGUGCAGCUGACGACCUUCAAAGCGGGACUGAGAUCCAGAGAUCUCGUGGCCUCCCUCACAAAGAAUCCACCAAAAACGAUGGCAAAAAUGCUCCUAAAGGCACUGAAAUACAUGAAUGCUGAGGAUGCUUUGGCAGCCAUAAAGGAUGUAGGGAAGCAGGAGACAAGGCAAAGAAAGAAGAUGACCAUAGGGGUCAAAAGAGAGAGCAUCCAGAUCGUCGGAACAAUGACGGGAACAAGAAGAGAGAUGAUAAAGGUCCUCGGACGGUAA